This is a messenger RNA of Xyrichtys novacula (pearly razorfish), 486 nucleotides long. The record is from the annotation of a GenBank genome assembly. Lineage: Eukaryota; Metazoa; Chordata; Actinopteri; Labriformes; Labridae.
AUGACACAAACUCAAGUUCAACAAACACACAAACUCAAAUUCAAACAAUACCCAAUUCUCAAGUUUAACAAAUUCCACACCCUCAACUUCAAAAACACCAAAAACUUAAGUUCAAAGACGAAACAAAAUCAAGUUCAAAAACACAACAUACUCAAGUUCAAACACACUACAAACUUAAGUUCAAAAACAACAGAAACUCAAGUUCAACAAACGCCACAAACUCAAGUUCAAACACGAAACAAACUCAAGUUCAUACACGACACAAACUCAAGUUCAAACAUUACACAAACUCAAGUUCAACAAACACACAAACUCAAGUUCAAACAGGACACAAACUCAAGUUCAAAAACAACAGAAACUCAAGUUCAACAAACGCCACAAACUCAAGUUCAAACACGAAACAAACUCAAGUUCAAAAACACCACACACUCAAGUUCAACCAAAACCCCAUUCUCAAGUUUAAAAAAUUCCACACCCUCAAGUUAA